AUGGGCUCCGACGAGUCCAAUCGCCGGAUCCAGCUGGCCAUCGCCGCCAAUGCGCUACGCUACGGCCCAGACGGUAUUCUGGUGCUGGAGUUGAAGGCCAUGCUCGGCCACAACUACCGACGCCAAAGGCGCUUCAGAGAAGCCAAGGAGCUCGACACUGUCGUCCUCGCCAAGCGAAGAGAGCUUUUCGGCAAUGACCAUAGCAGCAUCGCCAAGAGCCUCCACAAUCUGGCCCUCGACCUCAGAGGGCUAGGGGAGACGGACGAAUCUCUGGACCUACAGGAGGAGGCCGUGGCCAUUCUCUUUCAGGCAGACGGUGCAGAGGCGCCCUCGACGUUGACCAGGGUGAACGAUCUGGCUUCCAUGUACGCCGACGCUGGAUACCUUGAAGACGCUGCUGAGCUGCACGAUAAAGUCGUUGAUGUGCGCACCCGCGUCCUCGGCGAGGCCCACAUAGACACCAUCAUGUCAAUGACCCUGCUUGGCUCGGACUACCGUGACAUGGGCCAACGGGGCAAGGCGUUGCGUUGGCAGUCAAAGGCCAUGGCCCUCGCCAGGACGCACCUGGGCCGGCUGCACGACACGUCCAUCACGUGCAUCGCCAACAUGGCCAUGACCUGGACAAGGUCUGGUCGCCGCCUCGAGGCCCAGGCGAUGCUCGAGGCGACAAAACGCGCUUGGCUGGAAUCCGGCCAGUGGACCACGCCUAUGCCUCUUCCCCUCAUGAACGGUUUGGCUGUGGAGUACUAUCACGCCGGAAGACUUAAGGACGCAAAGGACUUGAUCGAUCCCUCGAUUCGGGUGCGGCGCGCCAUCCACGCCGGCGACGCGCUGCUCGUCCAACGCAUCCUCAAGUCCAACCCGUCGAUCCUGCACAACCCCGACACGUCCCUCAUGGGCCUCUCCAACUCGAACCUGCACCUGGCCGCGUCCCUCGGCCACCGCGACAUCUGCGAGGUGCUCCUCCGUGCCGGCCACGAGGAGCCCUGCCCCGCCCUCAACGACAACCACCAGACGGCCCUCAUGCUGGCCGCCGGCGCCGGCCACACCGACGUCGUGCACCUGCUCUGCGAGAGCGACCCCGACAGCAUCCUGCGCCGCGACGUGCGCGGCCGCGAUGCCAUCAUGGAGGCCAGCAUGGGCGGCCACGACACCAUCCUGCAGCUGCUGCUGACCUACGUCCCCGGCGGGCCCUUUGAGGCCGUGCAGCGCGCCGACAAGGAGGGCAACACGGCGCUGCAUUUCGCGAGCAGCAACGGCAACCUCUUGGGGCUGCGCACCCUGCUGGCCGCCGGCGCGGACGUCGAGCGGCGCAACAUUUGGAACUGGACCCCUGCGGCCUACAGCGCGACCGUCCAGGCCGAGGUGUACCUCAAGGGCCUGGUCAGCGAGGUGGAGAGGCGGCACCAGCUGAAGAAGGAGGCCGAGGUGUCCAAGAAGGCGGGCUUUGUGCGCGUUGUGCCCGACGACAGUGACGAUGAUUGA
Purpureocillium lilacinum is the source of this 1485-nucleotide messenger RNA. NCBI's taxonomy places the organism in Eukaryota, Fungi, Ascomycota, Sordariomycetes, Hypocreales, Ophiocordycipitaceae. The record is from RefSeq and is a predicted model, not a curated record.